Messenger RNA from Westerdykella ornata, 402 nucleotides. RefSeq lists its product as uncharacterized. Gene Ontology annotation, molecular function: RNA binding. Bases 1 to 402 code for a protein of 133 amino acids. The record is from RefSeq and is a predicted model, not a curated record. The transcript is spliced from 4 exons. NCBI's taxonomy places the organism in Eukaryota, Fungi, Ascomycota, Dothideomycetes, Pleosporales, Sporormiaceae.
AUGAGUCGCGGCGGAAAGCUUGCCCCAGAAGUAAAUCGAGCUCUAUUCGUCAAGAACUUGAGGCAAGUUCUUCGCUGCUUCCACACCCUGCAUUUCGAUUCUAACAUCAAAGAUAGCUUCAACGUCUCCGCCGAGGAGCUCUUCGACCUAUUCGGCAAGUUCGGUCCUGUGCGCCAAAUUCGCCAGGGUAUUGCCAGUAACACAAAAGGCACCGCGUUCGUCGUCUAUGAGGACGUAAUGGACGCCAAACAGGCCUGCGACAAGCUCAACGGCUUCAACUUUCAGAACCGCUACCUAGUCGUAUUAUACCACCAGCCCGACAAGAUGAUCAAGGCGCAAACAGACUUGGCCGAACGCCAGGCCAAUCUAGAAAACCUCAAGCGCCAACACGGUAUCGAUUAG